Molecule: messenger RNA, 8153 nt
Organism: Sceloporus undulatus (fence lizard)
Lineage: Eukaryota; Metazoa; Chordata; Lepidosauria; Squamata; Phrynosomatidae
Gene: CHSY3
Product: chondroitin sulfate synthase 3
Exons: 3
Coding region: 263-2977 (904 amino acids)
Cellular component (GO): Golgi cisterna membrane
Molecular function (GO): glucuronosyl-N-acetylgalactosaminyl-proteoglycan 4-beta-N-acetylgalactosaminyltransferase activity
Source: RefSeq, a predicted model, not a curated record
GCCGCCGCCGCAUCCUCUCUGGGUCGGGCGCGUUUUGCCUGGCUGUGCCGCCUCCUUCCCUUGCUUCUGAAGUUUCACUCGCAGGAGCAACAGCCCGGAGUGGACCUUCCUCCUCCUCCUUCUCCGCCCGGGAGCCACUCAUGGAGGGCCAGAGGCAGCGUCGGGGUCUGGGAGCGUGACGAGGAAGAGGCGGAGGAAGACGAAGGAGAAGGAGGAGAAGGAGCGAGGGAGGCGGCUGGUGGGCUCUCUCUGUCCGGCCACCAUGGCCUCCCGCUCCCGGCGCCCCUGGCUGAGCGUGGCCUUGGGGCUGGUGCUGGGCUUCAGCGUGGCCUCCUGGCUCAUCGCCCCCAAAGUGGCCGAGCUGAGCGAGAGGAAGAGGCGAGCCGGAGGGGGAGGAGGAGGAGGCGGCGGCGGCAGGGAAGGAGCAGCAGGAGGCGAUGGAGGCAGCAGCCGGAGCGGGCUCCGCGGAGCCUCUCCCCUGAGCGGAGGCAGCAACAGCCUGUGCGCCUUCUACGGGCGCGUGGCGGCGGGGCUUCCCGGGGAGCAGAGGCAGCUGCCCACCGAGGAGGAGGAGGAAGAGGAGGAAGAGGAGGAGGAGGCGGCUGCGAGGAGGAGAGGGAAGCCUUUCUGGGGGAAAGACUGGCAGCCGCAGCAGCCGCCUCCUCCUCCGCCUCCGCUUGCCGAGGAAGGGCUGCCCGGUCUCGCCCCGACUCCCACCUUCGAGGAGCAGCAGCAGGAGGAAGGCGCCACGGGCCCCGGCGCCACCACCGCCGUCCUCCACAACGGGAGCGGGGACUACGGGGCCAAGUGCUGCCCAGAGGCUCCCGGGCGGCGCUUCCUCUAUGUCGGGGUGAUGACGGCCCAGAAGUACCUGAGCGGGAGGGCGGUGGCGGCGCAGCGGACCUGGGCGCGCUCCAUCCCCGGCCGCGUGGAGUUCUUCUCCAGCCAGGGCUCGGUGGCCCCGCCGCCGGCCUCCGGAGAGCGGCCCCUGCCUCUGGUGGCCCUGCCCGGCGUGGACGACGCCUACCCCCCGCAGAAGAAGUCCUUCCUCAUGCUCAAGUACAUGCACGACCACUACCUCCACGCCUUCCAGUGGUUCAUGCGCGCCGACGACGACGUCUACAUCAAAGGAGAAAAAUUAGAGGAAUUCCUUCGGUCACUCAACAGCAGUAAACCUCUCUAUUUGGGGCAAACAGGACUAGGAAAUAUUGAAGAACUUGGAAAACUUGGGCUUGAGCCUGGAGAAAACUUCUGCAUGGGUGGUCCAGGGAUGAUCUUCAGUCGUGAAGUUCUUAGGAGGAUGGUGCCACACAUAGGUGAAUGUCUUCAAGAAAUGUACACAACUCAUGAGGAUGUCGAAGUGGGCAGAUGUGUUCGGCGGUUUGGUGGAACUCAGUGUGUGUGGUCCUAUGAGAUGCAACAGUUGUUCCAUGAAAACUAUGAACACAACAGAAAGGGUUACAUACAAGAUCUUCACAACAGCAAAAUUCACAAUGCAAUCACGCUGCAUCCAAAUAAAAGGCCAGCCUAUCAAUAUAGGCUUCACAAUUACAUAUUGACACGAAAAAUUUCAGAAUUGCGUUACCGCACCAUCCAGCUUCAUAGGGAAAGUGCCCUCAUGAGCAAACUCAGUAGUGAUGAAAUGAGUAAAGAUGACCAGCUUUUGGGAAUGAUGCCAUCUUUCAAUCGCUUUCAGCCACGUGACAGGAAUGAAGUCAUUGAAUGGGACUUCCUAACUGAAAAGCUUCUUUAUUCUGUGGCUGAGAAUCAACCACCUAGACAAAGCAUUAAUAGCAUCAUGCGAGCAGCACUCGAUGACACUGUAAUGCAGGUAAUGGAAAUGAUCAAUGAGAACUCUAAAUCUAGAGGAAGGCUUAUUGACUUCAAUGAAAUACAGUAUGGGUACUCUAGGGUUGACCCUCUGCAUGGUGUGGAAUACAUCCUGGAUUUGCUUCUUUUAUAUAAAAGGCACAAAGGAAGAAAGGUUACAGUUCCAGUUCGACGGCAUGCCUACCUUCAGCAGUUAUUUAGUAAACCAUUUUUAAGAGAGGAAGAAGAACUGGAUGUAAGAAGCCUUGAAGAAAAUGUGAAUAGUGAUGUGCAGUCUUUCUCCUUUCUUUCUAAUUCCCUGAAGAUGUUUUCAUCAUUGCAAGGCACCAAAGAUAUAGGGGGAAGCAGUGACAAGAAGAUUCACAUUCUUGUCCCUCUCACAGGGAGAUACGAUAUUUUCCUAAGAUUUAUGGAGAACUUUGAAAAGACUUGCCUUAUCUCUAGGCAGAAUGUGAAGCUGGCAAUUAUCCUAUUUAACUCUGACUCUGGUCAGGAUUCCAAUAAACACAGAGAGUUGAUCAAUGAAUAUCACAAUAAGUACCCUAUGGCAGACAUGACCAUCAUUCCUAUGACAGGAGCUUUUUCUAGAGGUUUGGGUCUUGAAACUGCUUCCUCACAGUUUGACAAUGACACUUUGCUUCUAUUCUGUGAUGUUGACCUAAUAUUUACCACAGAUUUUCUUCAGAGGUGUAGAGCCAACACCAUUCAAGGGCAACAAGUUUAUUAUCCUAUUAUUUUUAGUCAGUAUGACCCCAAAGUAACAUAUGGCGGCAACCCUCCAGCUGACAGUAACUUUGUUUUCACAAAGAAAACUGGAUUUUGGAGAGACUAUGGGUUUGGGAUCACUUGUAUUUACAAAAGUGACCUUGUGAGUGCUGGCGGAUUUGAUACCUCAAUACAAGGCUGGGGACUUGAGGAUGUAGACCUGUUUACUAAAGUAAUAAGCUCUGGACUGAAGGCAUUUAGAAGUCAAGAAGUGGGUGUUGUGCAUGUUUUCCAUCCAGUUCAUUGUGAUCCCAACCUAGAUCCUAAACAAUACAAGAUGUGUUUGGGAUCCAAAGCAAGUACAUUUGCCUCUGCCACACAGCUAGCUGAAAUUUGGCUAGAAAAAUAUUUAGGCGUCAGGUACAACCGAACUGUCUCCUGACAUUGUAACUUACUCUGCCUUCCUAAGGGAGGUUACCUCAUUACUACUUUUUUGUUGCAUUCUUAAAACUCCUCGUUGUCUUCCAAAGGAUGUGUCACUGACCUCAAAUGAACAGAGGCUGCUGUCAGAAAUAUUACAGAUUCCUACUGAAUUGAUAGGUGUGGUGUCUUUCUAUGGUCUUUGAUCUAUAUAAACUGAGUGAAACCGUGGCAAUCAAACAAUCCCACAGAGCACAUCCAUCUUGAGGACAGCAUCAGAAGAAUGUUCUCUCCGGGCUUCAGGAUGCAAUAUUAAUCUUGAUUGUGUUUGUCAAACUGAAUGUGAUACAAAUAUUUCCUGGUGAAGGUACCACAAAAGUGCUUUAUGCUUCCUCUGGGAAAGAGACUCUGGCAAACUUGAGUUUUAUAAUUUAUAUGAGGACUAAAACAAAACAGUAUUAUUCUUCACCUUUACAGUUUUUACAGAUAACUGACUAUAUCUCUAUUUUUUAGGGGGGAAAAGAGGAAAACACACAAACUGAGGAUUUUCUUCUGAAGUGCAAUGGUACUGGCUACCACAGACCUUAAAUGUUGUAUUAAAAUGACCUCCUUAUUAACUGUUUGCUCUAAAUGCAAUUGGACUAUGUUUUCUUAAGGAAACACAACUUAGUCAAAUAUUUGCAUAUGUGGAAUAGGUUUUUGAACCAAUGUCCUUAAUUUACUAGCAAGAAGAAAUCAUAACACAUAGUGUUUAUUUAUAAUAAAAGUACAGACAUACCAUAAUCUCUUUUUCCCAGGAGACAACAAUAUGUUGCUUUGUCUCUGUUUAGAAUGAGCCUCUAAUAUAUAAAUAAUUUUCUAUUUUGUUCCUUUCAUAAGACUGCACUUGAUACAAAGGGAAAUAAAAGGGUACUUAAUAUUGUCUUUUUAUAAUUGUGCAUUGACAUUGAGCAUCUGAAUCAGUCAUUGUUAAGAGAAAAUGUAAUUAUUUAACUAUGAAGUUACUAUUGCUGGUCAAAGUUCCUGCCAAUAUAUUUAUAUUAGUGAAGAUUUAUAGGAAAUGGAUGGUAUCAAGACUUUUCUCUCUGAAGCAUCCCAAAAUAUCCUAAAGUGUAUUGAUAGAUUACUGAAAGGGCAAUUACAUUAGAAAUCGCAAUGUCAAGUUUGGGGAAGGGUUGCAUAUGUUAUCCUUUGGUAAAAGUGAAGGUAUGGUCAUUUCAAACUGUAAGUAUGGUACAAUACGCAUAGUGACUUCUUGGUCACAUUCUUUUAGAUUGAUGUUUUGCAAAGAAUUAAAAAGGCAUAUCCCAAUAUAUUACAAUACUGAGAUGAUAUAAUGCAAUCAGAAUUUCCCUAUGAAAUGGAAAUAACAUGCAAAUAGCAUUCAUGAGUUUUUUUUCUCAAGGAAAGAAAAUGUGUCACACGGUACUUUAUUUCUUCACAAAAAUCCUGUACAGUCAUUAUCUAAGCAUGCUCUGUCAACCCGCAAAGCGGGAAUUGCUCCCAUUCCACCCCCAUUCUGUCACUCUCCUCAUGUGGAGAACAGUGAGUUUGAAUAAGAGAGCUUUUUCCACAAUCAGGAACCCCCCCCCCCAAACAAAAAUCAGAAUCCCCAUCACAGAGAGAGUAUCCACACUCCGGGGAGAUUUUCCUAUUUAGACUCGUCAUUCUCCACUGAGGAGAGCAACAGACCUAGAGCUAACUUGCCCCUUAUUCAUGUGUUGAUAGAACUUAUUUAGACAGUGAUUCUUGGGGCUUGUGAUCAUCUCUGAACCUGUUCCCAUAAGUAUUCAAAUUUCAGCCUUCAACUAAGAUAUGGGUGGGUGUAAGGAAUCCCAUUACAUCAAAAUCUCAUAAAGGCUUUCUCAGAAGAAAAAUCACAUAGUUCAGUGGGGCUUACUUCCAAUAAAUGGAUAUCAGUCUUAGAUAUCAGAACAUUUGUUCUUCUCAGAACGCUUUUAGAAAUGGCAGGUUUGUCAUGGCCUGAACCUGCUGUUAAGCAGAGUGAGUCAGCUGCAAGCAAUAGAUGCUGCCUGUGGGUUUAGGGCAGCAAUGAGGUGUUGAACUUAGCUGGUCAGGUGCCAUGGCCCUCACUGCCAUGGCAUUCACUGGCUUCUUAGGUAAUCUAGUCUGCUGCUUUCAAGUGUCUUGUAAGCAACAUUGAAAUAAGAUUCAACUGCCAGUCUUAUCAUCUUCUGUAUCUUGAAGAGGGGCGGGUAUUGCCACUUUGUCUUUGCCUAAGGCAGUGAAAUUUCUUGGACCACAACUGUUGGAAAUCAUUCAUGAGAAUGUAGUUUAUGGCACGUUACAGACGGGCCCACCCAUGAGGCGCUGUCGUUACGUGUGAGGGGCGGCUCUUCCUGACGCGCCUUGCCCCUCGCGCGUAAUUAGUGUCAAAAUGGCGGUGCCCUAUACAGAUGGGUGCCGCCACUUUGAUGUCGCAGACGUGUAGUGUCCGGACAUCGCGUGGCGGAAGCGAUGCCAUGAGUGCACACCUCGCACUUGCAGCGCCACUUCUGGGGUGCAGAAAGAAGCGCCAUUUUGGCGCUUCUUUUUUGCUGCGCCUGGGAACUGUGCAGUUUGACUGCUGCGGUUCCCGCAACCGGCAGCGGCGCAAGGCCGCCCGUUUGGGGCGGUCUGUAACGCGCCUAUGUUAAGCUAGUAUAGCUUGCAACUAGAGAGCCAUCCUUUUGUAUUUCAAUCAUUCUUCCUUCUCCUUCCUCUUCACAUACUAUUGGAGGUCUGUGAGCCUGCUCUUCAGUAUUUUUUGCUGCCAUGUUGAGUUGUUUGUCCUACCCUUCAUCUCUUAGAAAUGUUUCCACUUUGUGUAUCAUACCUCCACUUGUGCACAAUCACACUAUUGCCAUGUGUGCAUGAACAGAUUCCAUUAUAAAUGUAAUCAAUCUUGGUUCAAAACCAGGUAUAGCAAACAUAACAGGCCCUCUCCUUUUCAAUCUUGUGUUCAAGUAUUGCAAGAUAGCUGUAUCAGUUGCACUCAUGCCACCUGCUUCUCUGUGUGUCUUAGUGAAAGCAGAUGGAUGCUGUAGUGAGUGAACUGUCAUCAGUAGUUUGUGCACUUGGCCAGCUCUUAGCCUAAGGUGUAAAACCUUCUCCGAUAAUUUUCCAAACCCUUACAUACAUAAUGAUGAAAAAAAGAAACCACAUGUGAGCCAGGCCAGCAAAGUAGAUUAAUCUACUCUUGAAAGCAAUCAAAUUUAACCAACAUUUUUUUCAUAUUAAUUUGAAAUAAAUAGUUCCCAUCAUUCUGGAAUUUGGAGACGAUUCCAAAAGUCAGAAGAACUGACUAGUCUAAUUUAUCCCUCUGGGUUCUUUUGUUCCCCAGUUAUUGAUAAAAUGAAAGCAGCAUAAUACAACUGCUUGUGGAAACCAAAAUCUUUCCUGUCCAGAAUACAUCUGCUCUUGUUGUGUUGUCAUGCUUGACUUUAUCCAGCCAAAUACAGGUGAUAUUUGAAACUCCAGAUAUUCUUUGCAACUUAAAGAUACAUUUUAAAAAUGUCAUUUUAUUGUGUACAGUAUGGGAAGAACAUAAGCUCACAGUGGCUAUUGCUGCAUAAAACUGUUAAAUAUUUGUACUCAGCAUGGAACUAAAUUAAAACUUGCUGAGGCUGAAUGACAUCAAAGAAGAUGAAAUUAAAUUUGCUGACUGCAGAGGAAGUUCUGUGUAUAGAGGACUUGCCGGAUCGGGUCCUGUAUGAGAAAAAUAAAAUGUUAGUUCUUAGUAUUUAGAGAUAUUUAUUUAGUGUAUGACCAAUUCAUUUGUUUAUAUGAUGGAUUACUUUGUUACAAACUGGAUUAUAAAUGUUUGUUAUAAAAUAUAACAUUGUCUUUGGAAUAACUGUUCUUGGAUAAACUCUGCUAUCUGAUUUAUGCUAGGAAAACACUCUUAAUGGUAACAUUGUCAUACUGAAUGAAAUCUACUGGGAAUUUCUGUCAAAUCUCAGUCCUACUGAAUGAACAUGAGAUGCACCAAAAUAUUCACAACUUUUGGUUAAAGAUGGACUCCUGAUGAAUUAUGCUAAGGGUUAAAAAAUUCUAUAAACAGUACAUUAUUUUUACAUGAUUAUUUUCCCAUUUCAUUUUGUCUUUUGUUCAGGCAUCAUUGCUGAAUUUACUAAUGUGAAAUUCUAAUCAGUGACAUACUCCACAGAUUAAUAGCAAAUACUUUGUGGAGAUGGACUGAAGUGAUAUAUGAUUGCUCAUGAGGACUGAAAAUCAUUAACACAUACAAAUACGUAACACAGAGUUAUGCAAACAUGAAUGGUUCAUGCUAAUGAUCUUUACAUAUCACUAGUUGAGCGAAUACUUAGGAACCAAGAAAGUCCCAAAUCCUCACUCACCAGCAAACAACAACCACUACAAGCAACAGGGGUCUGUCCUCUGUUAACAUUUCCACUUUCCUCCUGUGAGCAAUCUCCAGUGUGAAGGGGAAUUGUGACAGACACUCUGACUGCCACAUUGGCUAUCGUUCAUGGAAAAGGUUGGGGAUGUCAGUCAGCUGCUUCCUGAUUGAGAAAAGAACAGUCCAUGAUUAUUUGCUGCCUGGGAGGAUUUGAGGGGGGGGGCAGGUUGGGAGAUGCUGUAUAGCUACAUAACUAAGGUGCUUAUAUAGCUAAGUAGGUGGUAUGGAAUCAUGGCGAAGAUCUUUUUUUGUCCCCCUUCUCCAAUGGCAAAUAUUUUUCAUUACAGUUAACCAGUCUAAUCAGGAUAGCAUGACUUAAGGUAGGAACAGGAAACUCCCUGAUGCAUAGAGGCUGCAUAUGGUGCACUUCAGAGGGCCUUGUUUCAUGCCUUCCUAUCCUCUCCCAACAUGAUUUAAACUGAAACUGGCCUCUUGCACCCACUAGAUUAGUGGUCCCCAACCUUUGGUUUUCCAGAUGCUUUGGACUUUGGUUCCCAUAAUUCCUGAAUAUUGGCCAAGUUAGCUGAGAGAUGAAGUCCAAAAGAAAUGGAGGACCAAAUAUUGGAAACCACUGCUUUAGAUGACAUGUAGGAUAUUCCUAUGUUUGGAGGACACUGAAAUAUUUUAGGCACUGGGGAAUCUUUUUGUAAAUGAAAGUGACCCAAAAUCAUUGUAGCAUCCGGUUGUUGUUGUUGUUGGUCUCCCCAGCUUAAAUGACGCAAAGGAAGGGAACCUAGGGAAAUUGCCUCCACACCCUCUGGAAUGCACGAGGGGCCUU